Molecule: messenger RNA, 10744 nt
Organism: Sus scrofa (pig)
Lineage: Eukaryota; Metazoa; Chordata; Mammalia; Artiodactyla; Suidae
Source: RefSeq, a predicted model, not a curated record
GAGGUUCAGGUUCUUCAUGUCUCUGCACAGAAGGAAUUCAGCGAGAGACAAAGUGAUAGGCGAGAAAUAGAUUUAUUAGGAUAGGAACUAGUGAGAUAUGCAAGUGGGCAGGCCCAGAAGCUCUGCCCUGAAGAUCCGAAGAUCAGUUGGGCUACAGUUUUACCGUCCAAGGAGAGUGGGGGUUGGAAAAGCCCGCCUCUUCCUUUCUGGGAGUAGUAGCUCCUCUUUAGGAUCAGGUAAGAUGUGUAUUCAAAUCUGCAGAAGGGUGGUCCUCAAACUCUUGCCCUUGGUCUGAAUCUGAAUGCAGGCCUCAUCCCAUCCCCACCCAAUGACCUGAGGCAAUUCUCAAGGCUCCACUAAUGAAGCAAACCUGCCUUGUUCUGAAGGCUUUUUUAUUUACUUACAGUGAUCUCCCAAUGUCCCAUAAGUUUCCCUCCUUUUCUGUGGUCUUUUAUUGGGACUUUUCAAAAUACGUGUAUCUGCUCCAUUCCUAUCAUAUGGAAGUUCCUGGGCCAGGAAUCGAACCUGUGCUCCAGGAGCAACCUGAGCUGCUGCAGUCACAACACUGGAUCCUUAACCCACUGCACCUCAAAAGAACUCCAUGCUGCUGUUUUUAUUUUAAUUGAGAUAUAGUUCAUACACCAUUAAAAUCUUCCAGUUUUGACUACAGGAUUUUAGACAAGUCCACCACCUCAAGCUUCUGUAUAUGUACUGCUGAGACCGGGCCCAUUGAAAAGGGAGUUAUUCAGGUUGACAGUCACCAGCCCUACAGGAAGAACUUGAGGAAAUGAGCACUUGAAUGAAAACACGUUUACAUUGUAUUACUGUUCCUUAAACCCACUUUCUGACCUUGUGAAAAAAUGAAUACACAACUUGUUCAGUGUAGAAUGGUUUGAUUUAGUUGUUAGUAAAACUUUUUAAGUUACUCAAAUGCUUUAGAAAUUUUAAGGUAAAGGUAUUUGUGAUUUACAGUUCCAUUGUGUGUUCCGCUCAAAGCGAUGUAAGAUGAAGCAUUAUUCCUCUUCUUAGAUGUGUUUGAAGCCAUCCUCAUUUGCGGUGAUAGCACAUGUCAGGGAAUGCUUAGAAGUACUUGAAAUACUUGUUUUUGCUUAGGCAAAAUUUAAGUGAGUGUUAUGUUAAAAAAAAAAUUCAACUGAGUAAAUUUUAAACAUCUUAUUGGCUUUAUUCAACAAUUCGUGAAUGGAACGCAUGGGAUCUAGCAGAUGGAAAGAAGCUAGAACGGAGCUCCAAGGGGCUGAAUCAAAUGAGACUUUUAUAGGCAGAAGGGAACAGGAACAAGAAAGUUCAACUAGGCAAAAAAAGUGGCGUGAUUAUUGCAAAAUUACUUUCCUUUAGGGGAUAGCAGGGUCUGUCAGGCUGAUUACCUAACUAGGGCUGAUCAGGUGACUCCCAGUUGGUUUAAGAUUCCAUUUCUGGGAGAUGGAAACUCUAACACUGUCUUGGUGACAUGAGGCUUAGUGUAAGGGACUCCAUUUGGGGGCUAUUGUCUUGUUUUUAAUAGUUGGCUGUAGAUUUUAGAGUUACACACAAGGUAAAAAGCUGAGUUGUUAAAGAGUUGCAGCUCCUCUUUCAUAGUCUGGAAUGUACCUCACCCUCAUUCUUUGUAGUGAGAUGCAAAUGAGGAAGUAAGAUACCCCAAAUAACUGUUAGGCAACUAUUUAUGUUCUGCAGGUUUUUGUUUCUUAGUUUAACUCUGGGGAUUUUUUUUUUUUUUUUUUUUUUUUUUUUUUAGAGAACCUGUGUUUUCUGAGGUUUUGAAUUUGCCUAGCAAUUACUAGCGAAGAUAGGAAAGAUAAUGAGCUGAAUAAUGGUUGGAAUUUGACACGCAAAUGAUGGUUUUCAUCACCUUUGCAUGAUUUUAAAGAGAACUAAGAUUUCGCUUAUUUUUUACUUUUUGUUUUCUUUUUUUUUUUCCCUCUUUGUAAGAACUGAGUACGUUAUUGGACUCUUCUGAAAUCCACAAUAUUCUGAAAAGCUUUCUUCUAUUGAAACUUAUACAGUUCCUCUCUCAUUUUAGCUUUUGUUCCCCCACCUAAAGCAUUUAGGUUUUGUAAUGUGCACUCUUAAGUGUAAAAAGAAACUUACUUGGGAUAUUGUUUUUCUGCGAUUAAGAAAGUAAUUGUAGAAUUUUGUCUUAGAGCUCUUUAUGUCAAUACUGUGAACAUUUUGUAAGGCCUUAAAACUGAGUCUGUAUACUUCAUGAAUUUUUAUUCAGACACAUCUAUAAAGAUGUUUCAAAUUAUUAGAUAAGGACCAACCACUGGGGAGGGAAGACCAGUCUCUAUAGGUCUUUGCUUGUCCAAGUAGGGAACACAGAAGACCUUUCUGCCCUCUAGACCAUAUUUCUGUCCUGGUAGAUUUGGCCUCCUUUCCUUCUUAACCUGAUUUUAUGGCUGUUGUGAUGAGAAUGUUCAACAAGUAGAACCUGAUACUUGGGAAAAGGGUCUUUACAGCCACUUGUGUGAGGUGAAUAACUUUUUAACUAUAAGUGAUUGUUUUUAAAUAUAUUUGCUGCUUUGAUGGUGGAUAACAAGAUACUGCUCCUAUAAAACAACUGCUUUGCUUUGCCUCAUUUGGGGGCGAACACAGAAACAAAAAUAUUCACAUCUCUUGAUUUUUGUUUUGGCUGUUUUUAAAUUGACACUUGAGAAUAGCUGUUCUCUGAAGACCAGGAAUCGUUUACUAGACUGAUACUCAUUUAGUAUGACCCAGGUAUAUUUUUGUUAAAUAAUCAUAAUCCUAGAAGAAUGACUAUUGGAACAAAAUCAGCUGAGUACAGUCUUUCUGUAUAAAAUUUUAAAAACAGUAUUUAAAAAUCAUUGGGGAUAAUAGAUAAAAUUUUCUUAUUUUUGUGGGAUCUAGAGAGUUUCUAAUUUUCUUUUGACCAUUAUUGAUGCAGGCGCAUCAUUAUUUUGUAGCCAGUUUGGCUUCUGAAAAGAAGGACUGUAACGAAUAACUAAUACAAAGUAUAGCAACUGUCACCAAUCCUUUUUGUGUGUGUGUGUGUGUCUUUUUAGGGCCGCACUUUUGGCACAUUGAGGUUUCCAGGCUAGGUGGUGUAACCCCCAGCUUACACCACAGCCACAGCAACAUAGGAUCCUUAACCUACUGAGAGAGGGCAGGGAUUGAACCCCAGUUGUCAUAGAUGCUAGUCAGGUUCUUUAAUUGCUGAGCCACAAUGGGAGCUUCUCCGAAUCCUCUUUUAAAAGCAAAAGAGGGAGUUCCUGUCGUGGCGCAGUGGUUAAGGAAUCCAACUAGGAACCAUGAGGUUGCGGGUUAACGAUCCAGCGUUGCCAUGAGCUGUGGUGUAGGUUGCAGAUGCGGCUCGGAUCCCACAUUGCUGUGGCUGUGGUGUAGGCCGGUGGCUACGGCUCCGAUUCGACCCCUAGCCUGGGAACCUCCAUAUGCUGCGAGAGCGGCCCAAGAAAUAGCAAAAAAAAAGCCAAAAAUAAAAAAAAUAAAAAAAAAUAAAAGCAAAAGAGUUGAUAUUAAAAAAUCCAAAUUAGGGUACAAAGUAGACCUUUGUAAUUUGUUGGGACACAUUAUAGCAACCGGGGAGGGAGUUUCUUAACAACUGGGAUUAAUGUUACCCUUUGUUUUUUAUUCUGAUAGAGAUUUAAAAGGUAUUUUCACCUUCAGAUCCCAUUUAGUGAAGGGAAAUAGGACACACUGCUUUUGACUCUUUCUGAACGCACUGAGCACACGUGAAAACCUCGGAUCUAUUCCAUCCCUCUCAAUUUACAUGACCAUGAGGAAACUGAAACCUUGGGAGGUUAAAUGACUUGCCCUGAGACAGUCAGCUAGUUAGUUCCUGCUUGAACUGGAGACCCUCUACUGGUCACCACAAAGGCCUUGUUUUCUGCUGCCUGUUGAAUACACAGUCCUCUCCUGAUAAAUUUCAGCAGCUGCUGGUGUUGUGGGCACUACACUCCUUGAUUUCAGGUGUCUUUGUCAGUGCACCUGAUUCAGAUAUCACUGUGGAAGCACUGAGUCAUUGGAGCAAAGGAAAAUAUGAAAGCCAGAGGAAUUGCUUUCACAGCUAGAGAAUGGUGCUGCAAGAUAAAUCGGAGAUCUUCUGGUGCUAGUGAAUGCACGAAGAGGUUCACAGUAUCUUUAAAGUACCUCUGAAGAGAUUAAAAGGAAUUUAAAAGAAAUACUCAGAGAGAAAAAAAGAAUCUUUUUUUUUUUUUUCAUACUUCAGGAGAUAAUUUUUAACUGCACCAAGAAUUCUAUAAAGUCUGAAAAACUAAAGGUUGCCAUCUAUUUCUAUGAAUGUGAAAAAAUAAGCCCUAAGAAAAUCUACUUCUCCUCCAAGAAGAAAAGCUUUGAUAUAACUAAAUACUGAAGUAAGAAGAUAAACUUUAAAAUGUUUUAAUUAUCAAGAACACAACAUAAAUCAAUUUUUGUGGUUUGUUUUUGGUUUUUUUUGUUGUUGUUGUUGUUUUGCUAUAGGUUAUUUCCAGUUAGGAGACUUUUAUUUCUCAUUUUGAAGUUUAAAGAAGAUUUCCAAAAACUGAAUUUUCCAGCUGCUGUGUUAAGAAUGUAGUAGGUGUUUAUAGUGUAUACUUGCUCCGUAGAUAAGAGACCUCUCUCAGUUUUCUACUCGGGGUGAAUUGCUAGACAAGCCUCUGAUAGCAGCUGCUUUUUUUUUUUUUUUUUCCUAUCUGGAUUUUUGACACUCCACCCCCAACAACUCAGGUGGGUGUGUGCCGUGACACCGAGCGCAAUAGGAUUUUUCCUUGGAUAGUCUGGUCUGGAGCUGGGCAGCAGCUGCUGCUGUGGAAAGGCCAGCUGGCAAGAUGAUGGAAGAAAUCUCCAUUAUGGUGGCCUAUGACGCCCAUGUUUUCAGCCAGCUGCAUGAUGAAGAUCUCCUCACUAGUCUGGUGGCCAUCAGCAAGCCCAGGUCGAUGGUACCGACCAAGAAGCUAAAGAAAUAUGAGAAAGAAUAUCAGACAAUGCGAGAGAGUCAGCUGCAGCAGGAAGACCCCAUGGAUAGAUACAAGAGGGAGAACCGGAGAUUACAGGAGGCCAGCAUGAGGUUGGAACAAGAGAAUGAUGACCUUGCCCAUGAACUAGUAACCAGCAAAAUUGCUCUGCGGAAUGACCUGGAUCAGGCAGAGGACAAGGCAGAUGUGUUGAAUAAGGAGCUCCUCUUGACCAAACAGAGGCUGGUGGAAACUGAAGAAGAGAAGAGGAAGCAAGAGGAGGAGACAGCUCAGCUAAAAGAAGUCUUUAGGAAACAGCUAGAGAAGGCAGAAUAUGAAAUAAAGAAGACUACGGCCAUCAUUGCUGAGUAUAAACAGAUCUGUUCCCAGUUGAGUACCAGACUCGAGAAACAGCAGGCAGCCAGCAAGGAGGAGCUGGAAGUGGUCAAGGGUAAAAUGAUGGCGUGUAAACACUGCAGUGACAUUUUCAGCAAGGAAGGUGCUCUGAAAGUAGCAGCCAUCAGCAGAGAGGACCAGGGAAUUGAAUCGGAUGAUGAGAAGGACUCUCUUAAGAAGCAGCUGAGGGAGAUGGAGCUGGAAUUGGCACAAACCAAACUGCAGCUGGUGGAGGCCAAGUGUAAAAUCCAGGAACUUGAACAUCAGAGAGGAGCCCUUAUGAAUGAAAUCCAAGCUGCAAAAAACUCUUGGUUUAGCAAAACCCUGAACUCUAUCAAAACGGCCACAGGCACACAGCCCCUGCAGCCACCGCAGGCCACCCAGCCCCCCAAAGAGAGCACGUAGUUCCAGCCUCACCCAAGCACAAGAGCACAAUGAUCAAAGCAACGGUAACCCAGGAAGAUCCUCCCUGGUGUCCCUUUGAAGGAGAGUAAAGGAGGCCAGACAGCAAGUCACGAUCUUUCAGUAGCUCUCACUCUUUCUUGUGUGACACUUUCAAAGGGAUGUAAUUUAAACUAACAUGGUUUAUGUUAAAUACCUGUUUUUGUGCUUCUUCACGGAAGGCCGUGUUCUGAUCCAUCAUAGUAUUACACAUUAUUUUAUAUGCCUGAUGUUUGACUGGAAAUAAGUAAUUCAGAACUAAAUGCUUUUUAUUUAGAGCUAGAAUUAUUCAUAAUUAUUUUUAUCUUACAUAAAAAUGGAGAUGUCUUUUAUUCCAAGAUUGAAGUGAUAGGAAAGCUAUUUGUCAUAGAAAAAAGAAAAAAAAAAAAAGAUUGAAACCUAAACCUCCUAACUUUCAGGAUUUAUUCAGAUAAAGCACUCUGGGGCCAGUCAUGACCACUGUCAGGUUUCCUCCUGAAAAUGAUUCCCUGGAUAGUGAUAACCUUGUCCGAAAGAAAGAACAGAUCUGGAAAUGAACAGUUCCCAAGGAGAAUACUUCAUUUUUAUUUUCUUUGGGGUACAUCUGGAAAUAAAGUGCCAAGAACCACGGAAUAAGGUUGACUAUUGAGAACACACAUGAGAUAGAAAGAACUGAGGUUUUGAUAUAUGCAGGAUAAAAUAAAUCAUUUUGGUCCUACUAUUCUAACAGGUCCCUUUAAGAACUCCAUCUGGGAAUUGCAAGUUCCUAAGAAUGAGCACAGUUGUGACUUCUGGCCAAUGUACAGUCAGAAGUGGAUGCUGUGAGUUGCUUUAGGGAUCUUCACAAGAGAAGCUAGAAAGGCCCAGGAACAGCUGUUGUGCUUAGAAUGGAAUAGAACCAGGGACAGAGUAUUUCAUUUAAUGUUGUUAUAUACUUGCUAAGGAAACACUAAUAUACUAUAACUUUGUUAAAGUUAUGAAAUGGGAAAUAGAGGUCAGCUUCAUGUCAUCUUAGUUUAAUAUUAGGCAACUUUUUCUGAUUUCUGUAGCUUCCUAAAAAUGUGCCCCUGGUACCCCUAGAUAAAGAGAUGCAAAUGCAUUUGUAACAUUUUUGAUUGCAUAUAAAACCUUUAUAGAAAUACUUAUCUCAUGGAAAGGUAAAGCUAUUGUUUAAAAGUUGAUGGAAAUAUUUUUUUCAAUUAUAUUUAACAUGUCUUUAUAAAUAGACCUUGCAGGAAAAUCCUUUGGUAAGGGAAAAACUAAUUUUCCCAUUUUUAAAGCUGUUUUGGAGGCCUUUGGUCCUUUUACACCAACCAAACUACUGUCAGCUAUGUACAGUAACAUGUAUUGAUACUCUUCCUUGGCUUCGUUGUUGAGCAUAUUUUUUGCAAGGGAUCUUAAACUCUGCAGUGCCAGAGCAAUUCUCAUCUGUGCCAUACGUCGCAGUUAAAAGUAAUAUACUCUUGGAGGUAAAAAGCAUAAAAACCAUCUUCACUCCAGGAGCAUGCUCUACAAGCUCUUCACGGUGGCUCCUUUCCUCAAAAAUAAUCAUUAAACUCUAAAAAGUUAAGUCCCUUCUAUCAGUAAGUGUUCAUAUCACCUAUAACCCAUAAAACUGAUGUGGCUGUUAUCCUUCGUUACACUCAUCAAAUAAUACUUUUCUUACAAAAAAAAAUUUUUUUUGUCCUCCACAUCUUUUAUCAUAGUUUUCAUUUCCUUUCACCCAAAAGGAAAGUAACUCAGCAUUCUGAGUAUCUGUGUUGACUUUAACAUUCCCUACAUGAUGGUUUAGAAAAGGUAAUUUUUUCUCUUUUUUUCUUUUUUUGUAAAAUAUAAUGGCUAGAAAAUUGCAUCUUGGUACUUGUUUCUGUAAAUCAUUUAGUAUAAUUUGUUAGCUUUACUGGUACUUCAUGCUUUAGAUCCCAAGAAGCCUUGUACACGUUGCCUUAUCAAAUGGCUAGCUAAAUUAAAGCUCUUCUUUUGUGUUUUGUGACUCUCAUAAAUCUAACUGUACAGAGCUCUUAUACCAUUUCACAGAAUGCCUAAAUUGAAUAAUUUUCCUUAAAUGGCAGUUGAGAGAGAAAUAGCUGUACGUCCUUACCUGUAGUUAUUACCUGUAGACAUGGCUCAAUUUCAUAGCCCCUUAUAUUUUUUUCUUUAAACAAAAUCAGUAGGUACAUACAUUCCAAACAUUUAAUAAAUUCAUCUUUUGCAUUUUUAAAAACUCUUUUAAAAGAUUAUAAUGACCAUCUAUAGAUUUUUUUUUUGUACCCUUCUCCAGUUCCGAAUCAUACUUGGGUAUGCGUAUUGGUACCAUAGACUAAACUGGCCCUCCCUGCAAUGCCUUUGGGUGAGUAGCAACUGCAAAUACAGAAAAAAAGAAAAUUGAAAAGUUGGUAAAUUAUUCAUAUAAUGUUAUAAUAGCACUGUCUCAAACCACAUGUCCUUUACCAUGUAUUGAUUGAAAACUCAUGCAUCCCAGCAUUAAGUAACUGCUAAUUUUAAUUUCUCUUAUUUUGAGUAUAUUUGAAAAUUACUACUCCUCUCUUGAUUUCUUUUAGAAAGGGAUUGACCAGCCCAAAUAUCCAGGAAAUUUCCAAAUAUUCUAGAGUGUUUUUCAUCUUUCCCUAGUAUAAAACAGCCAACAUUUGCAGCAUUCUGAAAAGUGAUUUUUUUUUUCAUUAAAUUCUGCAGAAUCAAUUAAGGGAAUGAAAUUCAAUUUGACAAUUCAGUCAUUAGCUUUUAUAUCUUAAGAAUCAUAACACAUUCCUUAAAGCUGAAAGAAACCAAGCUGAAUUUUGCAGUGCAUUGUUUGCUAGCUUCCUACAUCCUGAGCCAUGGCACAAUUUAGUUAUAUUUAGUUACAUAUGAUUUAAUGCAAAAGAAUUUUCAGUUACCUAUAAUGUUUUAUAUAUGAGUGCCUAUCAGAAACACUAAUAGGAAUGUGACAUAGGCCUAUGGCCUGUUUUUCCAUGCAACCAGUAACACUCUUCCCCUCUCCCUGCUAUUAAGUUAGUAGUUUAUUCUUCAUUGGCUUUCUUAAAUUUCCAUAAUAAAGUAGGAAAGUAAUCUUUGUACUAAUGUUGGGAUAUUUAAUAGUAUUUAUCUUGUUUCCAUUGUUUUCAAAAAUUUUAUUUCUCUUAUGCUAUGUAUUAAUAUUUAUUUUUCUCAAACCUUUACUCCAUUUUCUUAAAAUAUUUUCCAGCUAAUAACUAGUGGUUAAUUUCCUAGCUAAACUGAGAAAAACGAGAGGAUACAUAGUUUAGGGCACAAGAGGUGAGAGUUAGAUCCUUUAAGUUGAUUAGUUGCAAAUCAUUCUGCUAAGUUAGUUGUCUGAUUUCAGGAUCCUUUUAGAGAGAAAGGAGCCUUUAAAAAAUCAAAUACUUUGUUUUAGCUCUCUUGAAAAGAACACUUUUAUUUACUAAGAUGAUUCCGUUGUAUAACUUACUCUUUACAAAAAAACACUCUAAAGUAGCUCUGAUUCUCUUGCUUCAGUUACAAGUAGAUGAGAGCGUGGACAAACUCUGUUGUUUGAUUUGAAUGUUGUGAGGGGUGUGUGUGUGUGUGUGUGUGUGUGUGUGUGUGUGAAAGAGAGAUUGGUAGAAUUUUAUAUGGAGGAGUUGUGUGUGUGUGUGUGUGUGUGUGUGUGAAAGAGAGAUUGGUAGAAUUUUAUAUGGAGUAUCCCUGCCUCUUUUGAAUACCCAGGUACCAUGCAACUGAACAUGCACAUGGUGAUCAGAUACAGAAGGCCAGACACAGCUCAGUGCCCUGUUUUCCUACCAGACGUAACUUGUUCCCUCCAGUUGCCAUGCUGGUAACAUUGAACUGGAACUGCUCCACAACAUACUUCCUCUCUUAGAGUGGCUUCCAUACAAUACAGGCAAAGCCCUGAGGCAUUUUCCUACCUUUCAAAAGCUAUCAAAACAAAUACUUCAGUAUGGGCUGCACCUCAGUGGGAGAUGAUCUUGAGUUGUAAGGAGAAAAGUGGAUGUUUACAAGUAGCCUAGUGACUACAGCCAGCUGUCAGAUGUUCCCUACUAAGCUUCCAUCUAAAAGACUACAUGUUAAGUUUAUCUUCAAAUGAAUUUGCUACCUGCUAUAAAAACAUCUUCACCAACACGUCCCACUCUCCCCACCCCCACCCCGGUUUAUCAUUUGUGGUAUUCUGAAAACUUUAAAAGAAUCAUUGAGUAGAAAAUUAAUAUUUUAAGUUUCUUUCCCUUUUCAUUGGCAAUAAAUUAACAUGUAAAAUCUGUUAAUAACUACAUAUUAUAUAUGGACUAAAAUAUAGGAAACUGAUUGAUAAGGACAUAAAUACAUCAAGACUCUGGUGUCAUGAAAGCACAAGAAUAAAGCCUGGAAAUGGUCCCAGAAUCCAAGAUUCCAAUAACCUUUGCAUCAGUUUCACUAUUUUUGGUAUUUUGCAUAAUAUAUGGAUCCUUAAUUCAAAUAAAGAAAAAAAGUUUCUCAGUCCCACUUUAUUUAUUUCAAUUCCUACCUUUCCCCUUGCUGGGGAGGUAGUAGAAAUUCUAUGCCAUCUAUUUUUGUGAAUUCUAUGAUUUUGUCCAUGGCUUCUCCAAUGAAAACAGGUUCCAGAAUAAAGGAGUUGAUUAGACCAAACUGUGCUAAUUGACUACAAAAGAAAUUAGUGAGCAGCUUUUCUCCUCUCUAAACACUGACCAAUUAGAUGUUUCCAUAAUUCCAUGUAUUAUGUAUAGUACACUCUAUAAAUGUAAAUGUAAUGCUUGUUAAGAAAAGUGCAAUUUAUUGUACAUUGUCCCAACAAAUGUUUACUUUUAUAAUUGUUAUGAACUUGAAUUGGAUUAGUAUCUUGUUUUCACGUGUGAAUGAAGCCUUGUGAAGUAAACAAAUGCAAGAAGGUAGCAAGGUGACUGUUUUUGUGAGCCAGUGAUGUUUUCAAUGCUUUGUGUUGCCCCUUUGGCCCCAUUAAGCAGUAAUAAACAUUUGUUCUGGAAACCAUA